CUAUGAAUUCGCCACACAGGAUUCAACGACCACCCAACUCAAUUACAUUCUCUUAAUCUCCGAGCUCGGUUCUCUGUUAAUCGCAACAGAAGAAAAAAACGUCUGAGGCCAGAGAAGUAAUACAGUGCGCCGCCAGAGUCCGAAGGUGAAAUAGACAAAGCUGAAAAAUGUUCCUGCGAUUGGUUGCGCGGCCGUUGUUGGCGAAGGUGAAAGAGACAACGGGGAUCGUUGGGUUAUACGUUGUCCCCAACGCCAGGGAAGUCUUGAUCGGGCUCUACAACAAGACCCUUAAGGAGAUCCAGGCAGUACCCGAAGACGAGGGCUACCGUAAGGCCGUGGAGAGCUUCACGCGCCACCGUCUGAAGGCCUGCCAAGAGGAAGAAGACUGGGAAAUGAUCGAGAAGCGUCUAGGAUGUGGCCAGGUGGAGGAGCUCAUUGAGGAAGCGCGCGACGAGCUCACUCUUAUCGGGAAGAUGAUCGAGUGGGAUCCUUGGGGUGUUCCCGAUGACUAUGAAUGCGAGGUUAUCGAAAAUGAUGCUCCAGUUCCCAAGCAUGUUCCACUGCACCGUCCCGGUCCUCUCCCGGAGGAGUUCUACAAGACGCUCGAAGCCCUUUCUAAAAAGGAUGAUCCUAAAAUCACCUCGGGGGAGCCACAGACAAAGGAGUAAGCAUGCUGAAGGCAUUUUGGCUAUGGACACUUAUGUUUUCAAAGUCGAAGAUUGCAUUUUUCUAAUCACCCUUUGUUUUUGUUUUUUUCAAUCUCGUAUUGUGCCUGUUCUUUGAUGGAACAUAACUUAAACCCUAAAGACAAAAGCUAGAACCAUUCAGCUGCUAAUAAUAUUAAUGCUUGGGUCC
Molecule: messenger RNA, 855 nt
Organism: Hibiscus syriacus
Lineage: Eukaryota; Viridiplantae; Streptophyta; Magnoliopsida; Malvales; Malvaceae
Product: probable NADH dehydrogenase [ubiquinone] 1 alpha subcomplex subunit 5, mitochondrial
Exons: 2
Coding region: 168-668 (166 amino acids)
Biological process (GO): respiratory electron transport chain
Source: RefSeq, a predicted model, not a curated record